AUGGAAGCAGCGUUUUCUCUUCUUCUGCUGGUGCUCAGUUCGAGUCUAGUAAGCGGAACAUAUCCAGAGCUGGCCAGACGCGACAAACGGGAGCUUAUUAUUAAUGGGAAGAAAAUUUCGAUAACGGAAGUCCCCUACCAGGUUGCAUUGUUGAUUGGUGGAUUUCCCGCUUGUGGUGGUUCAAUCAUCGGACGUCGGUUGAUACUGUCCGCCGGCCACUGUUUGCAAGGUCAGAAGAAAGCAAAGCUAAAAGUUCGUGCGGGAUCAAGUUGGCGCGAUAAAGGUGGAAUAGUGGAAAAAGUUGCCCGUGUCGUUGUGCAUCCAAAGUUUUCCAACACGACGGGAGCGAACGAUAUUGCACUGGUUUUGCUGGAUGAACCGUUGAAGCUCGACGGAGCUAAUGUUUCGUGUGCUAAGAUUCCCGAACAGGGUGAAAAGCUACCACUCGGUAGCGUAGGGAAGGUUUCCGGUUGGGGUCGAACGACCCCGAAGACCGGUACAGGGUCUAUCCAGUUGCGAUCAACUUAUUUGACGAUUUUACCGUUUGAUAAGUGUUGGACUGCCUACAAUGAAAAAAAAUUGAACGCCAAAAUGCAGUAUUGCAUUGGAAGCCCUAGAUCUACAGGAUCGUGCCAAGGUGACUCCGGCGGGCCUUUUGUAGUCGACAAGACUGUUUACGGAAUUGUGUCGUGGGCUGAAUCUUGUGCGAAGACCGAAUAUCCUACCAUUUAUACAGAUGUUGGCGCUUUUGUGCAAUGGAUUCGUGAGUCGUUGGUAUCCAUUUCUGCACAGGAGGAACUAAAGUGUGAUGUAAUGUAG
Sabethes cyaneus is the source of this 819-nucleotide messenger RNA. Its product is annotated as trypsin beta-like. The record is from RefSeq and is a predicted model, not a curated record. Bases 1 to 819 code for a protein of 272 amino acids. Gene Ontology annotation, biological process: proteolysis. NCBI's taxonomy places the organism in Eukaryota, Metazoa, Arthropoda, Insecta, Diptera, Culicidae. The transcript has a single exon. Gene Ontology annotation, molecular function: serine-type endopeptidase activity.